Molecule: messenger RNA, 129 nt
Organism: Acaulospora colombiana
Lineage: Eukaryota; Fungi; Glomeromycota; Glomeromycetes; Diversisporales; Acaulosporaceae
Source: the annotation of a GenBank genome assembly
UCCAAGUCGAAUCCUGUAAAGCCUAAAUCUGUUAAGUCGCAAACUUCGACCGCGCGAAGGGCCGAAACGGCUAAGUCUCUUCCGACGCGACCGGUGGAACGCACACGGGCGUCGGACAGACGGGAGUGA